Molecule: messenger RNA, 3083 nt
Organism: Fundulus heteroclitus (mummichog)
Lineage: Eukaryota; Metazoa; Chordata; Actinopteri; Cyprinodontiformes; Fundulidae
Gene: znf653
Product: zinc finger protein 653
Exons: 11
Coding region: 76-2178 (700 amino acids)
Biological process (GO): regulation of transcription by RNA polymerase II
Cellular component (GO): nucleus
Molecular function (GO): transcription coregulator activity
Source: RefSeq, a predicted model, not a curated record
CAACGCAGCGCUUCCGGUGAGGCUUGACGCAACUUCCGCUUAUCGCAACGAUCAGCUGUUGGCGUUAAUACCAAUAUGGCGUACUGUCAGGCUGGCUGCCCUUCUGAGGCCGACCGAACCGGGGAGCGGGGAGCUCCGAGGCGGUGUCGGGGCCGGCCGAGGCUCACGGACUCGGACCGAGCUCAGAGGCGGCUGGAAUCCCGGAAGAAGUACGACGUGAGGCGGGUGUACCUCGGAGAGUCGCACAAGCUGUGGAGCGAGCUCCGCCGGAGGACCAGCCUGAGCGAUGCCGGGCUGGCCGAGUACCUCAUCCUGCUCAACUCCACGUACGGAGACAAGUACCGGCAGGAAUCCUGCGGGAAGAAAACUGCAGCAGAGGGACCUGGGAAACGGAAAGGAGGGAGGAAGCAGCGCGUGUCCAGCCUCCAGAGCCUGGUGAGCUGGUACCGGGAGCACUCGGCCUCCUGCCCCCACGAGCCCCAGCUCCGAGCUCUGGAGCCCAGGCCCGACCGCUCCACUGCGGCCGUCUGGAAGUGCCUCUCGGACCACUCCUUUGUGCAGUACCUUUACUCGCCACCGAAGGAGGCCAGCGACUCGGAGCACGAGGAGAGAGGCAACGGGGACAGCGAUGGAGAGGCUGCGCACAGGACGGACCCGCUGGCGGCCAAAGGCACAGGGGCCAGCAGGCAGAGGAGGAAAGAAGGUCCCAAAAAGUGCAAAGGUGAAGUAAUUGGCAGUAUGAACCAGACUGAAGAAGACGGAGACCAAAAUCACCAGCCGAGGACGGAGGCUUCAUCUCAGGACACCACACUGAUGGGACAGGCUGCCUGGGACACCGCAUCUUUGCACUCUGCCUCUGCUGAGGAGGAGGAGGAGGAGGAGGAGGAGGCAGCGGCCCUUGAGGAUGUGGCUCCAAGUACAGAUGAAGAAGGAGCGAGGGAGAAGCUCAGGAAAGAAGAACUGACUUUUGGGCCUGGUUGUGAGUAUGACGCCACAGCAGCAUCGUUACCCGAGGAUCUGGACACGGGCAACCAGGACUCCCAAAGCUUGAACGGUCCCGUCCCUCUGAGCGCUCAGCAGGAGCGGGGCGCCCCACCAGCGGCGCAGGUCCAGGAGCCGGCUGAGCCGUUCGAGCCCCAGCCUCUGCAGACAGUGGUGACGGGCUGCCAGAUCCCCAACCAGCGCACGGCUUUGGAAGGCUCCCAGGGCCAACCCAGGUUUCUCUGGCUCUGCUCAGGAGCAACGUCAAACCAGUCGGAAUCAAGCGGAGUUUUUUAUGCGAACACACUGCUUUUCAGUGAUUGGUCGAGGAGAGAGGAGAAACAAGAAGUUUUUUUUUUCCCAGAGGAAGUCCAGGAAAAAAUAAAGAGCGGUGACAUUAAAAUGAAGGACCACAUGAACAGAUUGAUUAUCAUCACCGGUCCUGGCUAUGAGGCCUUGGCCUCAGAAGGAGUCCAGCUCAACAUGGCCAGUGGAAACAUGGAGGAAGUGACCUGCACUGUCAUUGGCGGCGUCCCCUUCAACCAGCUGUGUACACCUGACUUCAAAGUACCUGCAGCACCAGAGGAAGAUUCCCUGACAGGUUUGAGUGAGACGCAGCUGGUGCCGAACACCGUGGAUAACCUGGAGUUGAGCAGCGACAGAGAGCUGCAGCGGAGUCUCAGCAGCGUCAGGUCAAAAAGAAACCGGCGAGGACCGGUCAUUGAGGCAGACGGCAUGCUCAAGAUGUUCCACUGUCCUUACGAAGGCUGCAGUCAGGUUUAUGUAGCAAUCAGCAGUUUUCAGAAUCACGUGAAUCUAGUUCACAGGAAAGGAAGGACAAAGGUCUGUCCUCACCCUGGCUGUGGAAAGAAAUUCUACCUGUCCAACCACCUGCACCGUCACAUGAUCAUCCACUCAGGGGUCAGAGAUUUCAUCUGUGAGACCUGUGGGAAAUCAUUCAAGCGUAAGAAUCACCUGGAGGUCCACCGGCGGACCCACACAGGAGAAACCCCCCUCCAAUGUGAAAUCUGCGGCUACCAGUGCCGCCAGCGGGCGUCCUUGAACUGGCACAUGAAGAAACACACUCCUGAGGCACUUUACAACUUCACCUGUGAGUUCUGCGACAAGAGGUUCGAGAAGUUGGACAGUGUGAAGUUCCAUAAACUGAAGAGCCACCCGGAAAAGCAAACCACCUGAGCCGUGGGGCCGACUCUCCAGCGCAUGCAGGCUCUCCGGGGAGCACGCAGCUGAUGCCCCGUCCCAGGGAACGUCGCCUUGUUCAGGCCGAGCUGAAGCGAGGCGGCCUAACAGCUGUGCAGGACACAGGCUGUGACAGAGUAGAAGGUGCCGUGGCUGUUAGCGUACCGCUGUUCUACCACAGGAUGACGUGCAGAGGAAGCUCCACGCGUCCGUAGCAACCGCUAACUACCUGAUCGUAUCCAGCAGUCACUAUUACUUUCAGGGAUGGGAUUAACUGGUGAUGCAGAGUAUGUCCGUAAUCCUGAACGUCACAUACUGACUGUUAUUUCAUGUGAUAGCCGCUCCGGGAACCCACAUUAUCAGAAAUGAAGUGAAAUGUAAGUUGUGGAAGUCUUUUUGUAUUAAAACAGGAAAGAUUGUGGUUUUAUGUCUUAACAGUCCUUUAGAACCCAACUAGUAAAGGUUACUGUUUACAAACCAGUGUGGAGGAUUAUUAUUAUUAAAGCAGUGUGACCAAUGUCUGGUAAAUGUCAAGUGAAAUCUGGAGCUGGUGAAGGACCCGUCGAUGAGUUGACUGAUGCUGCAUUUAGUUUUAUUAUGGAGCAGCAGGUAAAUUGGGUCACAAGAGCAGCGUCUGUGUAGGGCAUGUGCGUUUAAUAACUUCUCAGGAAAACUCCCAUAAAAUCCAUCUUGUUCUUUCUCUGUUUCACUGCCUAAAUAAAUGCACUUUUCCUUUUUGUAUCAGCCACUAAGCUGUGAGUUUUUAUUUAAAAUAUAGUUGUUUUUUUUCUUCCUCUAAAGACCCAGUGGGCUUCUGUCUUAUACAUAAACUUCUCCUGGUACUGUGUGCAUUUGUGACGAAGUCUGGCUGCGCUGAGAUAAUAAAAAACCCAUUAAAAUCG